This is a messenger RNA of Yamadazyma jaroonii, 1194 nucleotides long. The record is from the annotation of a GenBank genome assembly. Lineage: Eukaryota; Fungi; Ascomycota; Pichiomycetes; Serinales; Debaryomycetaceae.
AUGACUUUAGAGAACCCCAAUUUAGAAGGAUACAACAUCGUUAGAAAUCUUUGGAUUAAAUAUUACAAAAAAUCAGCUGGUAACUUCAUUGCCCCUGAAAAAUGUUCUGGAUGUUACAAUAACGAAAAAUUCGUUGUUUGGGCUGUUUCAGUUGCUGUACAAUCAGUAGUUGAUGGUGCUAGAAUUUAUAAAGAAUUGGUGCCAUUGAUUGACCCAGCUAUCGAUACUUUCCAAAGAUAUAAAAAUCCCCACUUGAAAGGAUUUUCUGCUGCCGAAAAUAAUGGUAGUGAUAAAGAUAUUUACUACGAUGAUGAUGCUCAAGUGUGUAGUGCUAUGUUAACAGCUUAUGAAGUUACUGGUAAUUUGAAAUACCUUGACCAAGGUAGAGAAUUGACUAGAUUCUUAAUGGGUGGAUGGAAUGACAAUCCAAAUGCUAAGAAUAAAGGUGGUAUGAAAUGGCAUUUGAAUAAUGCUUAUCUUAAUACUUGUACUACAGCAGAAACUGCUAAAUGUUGUUUACAAAUUGCCAAAUUCAUUCCUAAUGAAGAAAAGGUCUAUCUUGAUUUUGCUAUCAAGUGUACUGAUUGGUUAGUCAAUACUUUACAAGAUCCUAGCGAUAAGUUGUUCUGGGAUGGUAUUCAAGAUACCUCUGAUAAGCAUAAUGAUGCGAAAUGGAGUUACAAUGCUGGUACCCCAUUAUCUUGUGCUGCCCAUUUAUAUCAUUACACUAAGGAUGAAAAAUGGAAGAAGAUCGCUACCGAUAUUGCCAAAUCUGCUAUCAACAGAAAUUCUAUCAUCUAUGAUAGGGAUUAUGAUAUGGAUAAGCGUUAUUGGAGAGAUUCCUCAUACUUCGUUCAAUUACUUAUUGAAGGCUUAGCUGAUUAUAUGUUAUACAUUGGUAAUGAAGAUGGAUUAGCUGAUGAUAUAACUGAAGAGAUUAAAAGACAUUUGGUUAUGUUUUAUGAAUACAUGAGAGAUCCAAAUGAUGGGUUAUAUAUUCAAAGUUUCGAACCUCAUAGAACUUAUAGAGACGUUUACGAUAAAAAAUAUAAGCCUAAAUUCGGUGAUAGAAAGGGGUGGAGCUUGAAAGACGAAGAUAAGAGUGGUGACAAACCCAUGAAAUGUUUAAUGGGAUGUGGGUCAGCUGCCAGAGUUUUCUUCCAAGGGGCCAGAGUUGUUCCAAAAAUUGAUUAA